AUGACUGAGAAGCUCAGCAAGACACAGGCAUUCCUGAAAGAGCCUUUGACUGAACUCACACCUCCGCCUGGCGAGGAGAAUCUGCAUCCCCCAAUUCCCUACGACGCGGAAAACACUACCUCCAUAUGGGCUGACGAAGUUCUGAAGGACUAUUGCCUUGAGGAGCAGCCGGUCAAUUGGAGGAAGCACCCUCUCUGGAACACGUUCUGGGCCGCAGCAGGGAAGAUCGACCAAGAACCCCACACAUCUUAUGUCUCUGCCAUGUUUAUCUAUAAUGAGGAGGCCACAGUGGACGCUGUCAAAAGUCAAUGUAUCUCACCGGUGUGGGAGUUGAUGCAGCCAAUGUCCAAGCCUAAUAAGACAGUCUAUCAAGAAUUUGCCCUGCAACUUGCGAGUCAAGGGACCGCAGACACUCAAACCACGCCCAUUGUGCAGCGCUUGUACAAUGCCGCGAAGUGGCGUUUCUCGGUUUUUCACCAGGUGCAGCCAGAAGUCUGGAAAGGGAAGAAUGAUAAGGACGCCGCUGGCGGUGUCCGGGCGGACAUUGUUAUGGGCCCUGUCCUUAUUUCUAAGCCCAAAGACUUUCAGUCAGGUCCCGUUACUCGAGCAGCACUUAGGAAGCUAGAGAUACCUGUGAAAGCAUUGAUAGACAAUGCCCCUUAUACCACCCAGAACAUCAUAUACGAUACAUCGAGAGAAGAUAAGUCAGAUUGGGUGGCUAUACAGCGGGCCCUCCUACCCAUUGAAUGCAAGAAACUAGCUAUGAUUGACAACUACACUCUGAAGGAGAUUGCAAGCAGAGGUAUUCCAUUGGGAGGAUCUAUCAGUAUUACUACUGGAAAGCCAGACAACACCAAAGCCGUCCGAUACUUGAUUCAACAACCCCUCCGAUAUGCCGUUCAUUAUGACAGUGGCAGAUCCUGUCUCAGCGACUACAAUCAAUGGAUCGUGUUCCGCUUGCCCGAAAAGAUGGCCGAAGACUGUAAGCGAUACGAGGAAAAGAAGAAACAAGUCGCAACCGCUGCUACAACAGAUAUUCAGAUUGACGUACCCGCUACCACGGGAGGAAAGGAAAGCAAGCAGAAGAAGCAUCAACCAACUGAUGCAGUGGCACGGGUGGAGACGCCACCGAAAGAGAGCCGGAUACAGAAGAAAAGAUUGGUGGAGUGGAUGAGCGCUACGCGAGAUGAAGCAUUGCAGCUGGUGACGUUCAUAUACUGGCUUCAGACCCAAGACUGUGCAGGGGGAGUGGAGCGCGAUAACGCGGAGAGGGAGAAACCCCGUCAACAAGCAAAAGGAGGUACGGUUGCAAAAUCGGGACAGAAAUAG
Molecule: messenger RNA, 1329 nt
Organism: Gloeophyllum trabeum ATCC 11539
Lineage: Eukaryota; Fungi; Basidiomycota; Agaricomycetes; Gloeophyllales; Gloeophyllaceae
Exons: 3
Coding region: 1-1329 (442 amino acids)
Source: RefSeq, a predicted model, not a curated record